Molecule: messenger RNA, 6446 nt
Organism: Phyllopteryx taeniolatus (common seadragon)
Lineage: Eukaryota; Metazoa; Chordata; Actinopteri; Syngnathiformes; Syngnathidae
Gene: zbtb10
Product: zinc finger and BTB domain containing 10
Exons: 5
Coding region: 551-2710 (719 amino acids)
Biological process (GO): regulation of transcription by RNA polymerase II
Molecular function (GO): RNA polymerase II cis-regulatory region sequence-specific DNA binding; DNA-binding transcription factor activity, RNA polymerase II-specific; protein binding
Source: RefSeq, a predicted model, not a curated record
GAUCAUAUAAUCACAGACAACAGGGACUUAAGGGCCUUAAAAGUACAUUCAUGCGCUUGGAGCAGAGCCUGAAAGCGUUAAAAGAUAACUAAAUAAAAAAGAGAGCGCGAGAGAGACGGAGAGAUAUGAGAAGCAUGCGGAAAAUGGGUGCAGCCUUGCACACACAAAAGCCCCCAUUGGCGAUCCACAGCACCCCCAUCUCCCCCUCUUCGAAGCGGCCCCCUCCCUCUCCACCCCUGCGCCUCCUCCUCCUCCACCACCAGUCGAGGUGCAUUGUGGGGAGGAAAGUCGUUGCCAUUCGACCUCUGCGGGGCCUGCGCGGACGCAGCGAGAACCCUGAAAAUGUCAUUAUGCGCUUAAAAGAGCGAUUUAUUUCCGCAUAACCGACACACUCUCACCGGCCGCGGGCCCGGCGACCGAUAAAAGAGCGGCGGAGGGAGGACGAGCAACGACGGCGGGUGGGAGACGGCGAGGAGACGGAAGGGAAAAAAAGAACAUUUUGCCGUGGCGGGGGGAGUCCUGUUGAGACGUUUAUCAUAAGCGCAAGAAAAUGUCCGGUGAGAGGAACCGCAGGUCGCUGGCGUUCCGAGGCGGUGGACUAGCCGGGCUAACGGGCUCCGGGGGCUCCAGCUCCGGCGGCGGCGCGGGGAACGGUAACAGCUGGGAGGCCCUGGCCUGCCAGGACCGACAUUUUAACGGCAACCGGCCGGACCAAGACGACGACGGGGACCUGCGGGCGACUGGACCAACGCGGAAGCGGCUGGAGGGCGCGGGCUCGGUGAGCGACAGCACGGAGCCCGAGGCGGAGGAGGAAGAGGACGCGGAGGGGGCGGCCGCCGGCAACAGCGGCGGCGUCGCCGACUCGGCGGCGAAUGGCUACAAGGAAGCGGGCAGCGAAAACUGUGCCGAGUCGGGAGGACCCAGGAAAUGCGGCGUGGAGAUGAGACCGCAGACGCUGCUCCAGAAGCACUCGCUCUUCCACGCGUCGUGGCUCCACGAGUUCCCGUGGCUGCGCUUCUGUCAGCAGACGGGGCUCAUGUCGUGCUCGUGGUGCCGCGACGUCGCCACCCGGAGCGGCGACGAGCUCGCCAAGGGCAGCCGGAGCUACAAGCGGGCCCUGCUCCUCCGACAUCACCUGUCGUCCGACCACGGCAGGAAUGACCCCAGCAAACAGGAGUCUGGGAGGCCCUCAGACAACGCCAGCCCGUCCACCAACUCCUCGGAGGACGACUACCGCAACAAGCCCAACGAGAACUCGUACUGCUACCAGCUGCUGCAGGAGCUGGACAAGCAGCGCAAAAGCGGCAUCCUGUGCGACGUCAGCAUCGUGGUGUCGGGCCAGGUGUUCCGCGCCCACAAGAACAUCCUGGUGGCGGGCAGCCGCUACUUCAAGACCCUUUACUGCCUGACGCAGAGUGAGGCGCAGGACCGGGCCACCGUGACUCACCUGGACGUGGCCGCCGUGCAGGGUUUCUCGGUCAUCCUGGACUUCCUCUACUCGGGCAACCUGCUGCUCACCAGCCAGAACGCCAUCGAGGUCAUGUCGGUGGCCAGCUACCUGCAGAUGACCGAGGUGGUGCAGUCGUGCCGGGCGUUCAUCAAAGACGCGCUUAACAUCAGCAUCAAGCAGGAGGCGCCCGACUCGGUGGUGGUGGACUACAACAAGCGGCAAACGGUGGCCAAGGAGGGGCAGCGGGGGCGCCCCGACCGCAAGCCCAGCAACUUCUGGGCCACCAGCAUCCUCUCCAAGCUGUCCAUCAAAGCCAGCAACAACCAAGGAAAGGAGGCUGAGGAGGACGCCGAGGAGGACGCCGGCAGGGUGAAGGAGGAGUCCAGCGACGUAGAGGUGACGCAGGUCGGGGCCGGUCCCCCCGGCGCCCCUUCGGGGAGCUGGACCCACCACAACGACAAUUCCUCCGACUCGGCCGACAACAAUGAGGCCCGCGCGCAGGUUUUCGUCUGGAACGAGCCGGGCACGGGGGCGGCCAUCAAGCGCGAGCCCCCCGACGCCGCCAUCGCUGGCAGCGGGCGCCGGAAAAAGCAGGCCACCACGCGGAGGUUCGUCUACAACUUCCCGCCCGAGCCCGAAGAAGGCUUCGACGAGGGCAUGUUCAUCCAGCCGUCCGCCUCCUACCCCCGAGAGGACUUCUCGUCGCUCUCGGAAAACGCCGAGCUGGCCAAUCAGAUCCAGUAUAGCAUCAUCCAGCCAGGGGAAUCCUGGGAGAAUGGCGAGUCGCCGCUGCUGGCCAUCAACAAGCUGAAGUGUCCGCACUGCAACUACAUCGCCAAGCACCGGCGCACCCUCAAGAGGCACCUGGUCAUCCACUCGGGCGUGCGCUCCUUCAGCUGCGACAUUUGCGGGAAGCUGUUCACCCGUCGCGAGCACGUCAAGAGACAUUCCCUGGUGCACAAGAAGGACAAGAAGUACAAGUGCAUGGUUUGCAAGAAGAUCUUCAUGCUGGCGGCCAGCGUGGGCAUCCGCCACGGCUCGCGGCGCUACGGCGUCUGCGUGGACUGCGCCGACUCGCACCAGACCACCCAGGAGGGCCUGGAGGCCAUGGAGUUCCCCCGGGACGAUGACUUCGAGGGCGACGAGGGCGACGACCUGCUGGAGGGCGACGACUCCGCCUCCGCCGACCACGACCGAGCCGCCUGGACCCGCGGGGGCAGCGCUUGUGCUGCCCCUCCGGUGGACGACAAGGAGUUCUAGCCUCAUGGUUUUUGUUUUUUAAAUAUAUGUAAGCUGGUAAACAAUCAACUCCAAAAGUGCUAUCAAAACCCUGAGGUUGCUUAAUUGCGCGAGUUUGACAAAGAUAUUAGAGACGACAACAAAAAAAAAGCUUUGGUCGUGUGGGAAUCCCGCCAUGUACAGAUUUAAUUAUUAUUAUUAUUAUUGUUAAUGCCCACCAGAGAAAGAUUAUAUGAAAGAAAAAUCAGGUUUUUUGGGGGGGGGUAUGUAUGUUUUCUUUUAAAUAGGUGGGGAGGGCUAGCUAGGCCAAUCAUUUGGACGUAAAAAAAAAUGUAAUUAUUUAAUUUAAGAAGAUUUUAUGGUCUUAUCACAGAUCUAAUUUUUAUCGUUAAUUUUUUCCUUUUUUUUAACUUGCUGUGUAGAUGGCGUUUAGUUGCGCUAAAAUUCUAUAUUAUUCCGUUUUUCUUUUUUUUUCCCCUGCGCAAAUCUUGGAACCAAAAAAACUGUUUGGUGACUGUUAUCUCAGCCAUAUUUAUAAGAUAAAUUAAUAAAAAUAAAAAUAAAAAAUGAGGGCUGUGACGACGUCGUGCCAAACAGACCGCACACCAAGAUGGAGCAGGAAAACUACUGAAUACGCUUCAAUGAAAAGACACCUUUAUUUGAUUUUUUUUUUUAAUUAAAUAAAGAAUUUUACGAAAAAAAAAUAUUUAAAAGUAUAAGAAGUAAAGCGCGAGGGAGGGGGCUGUUCUAGCUAGCUUUAUACCAAUCGCCGCGUCACGCUAACACUUUAAAAAAGCAUUUGACCUUCACUUAAAGCUUGAAUCGUUUGUUGUUUUGUUUUUUAUGCCAAAUGACGACGUUUGGUGCUGUAAUGCUUUGUCGCAGAAUACUGGACCUACAAAACAAGCGAGGCUUUAAUUCUUAUGAUGUCUGUCGUCAUGAAAGACAAAAAAAUAAGCUUCAAUGGUAUAACUGACGCUUCACCUCCUCUCUACAACACUAUAGCCUCUUUCACGCAGAGAUCCCACCCCAAAAAAAAAACGAAGACCCAGCAUUUGUCUGCCUUUGCCUGUCACGCCAUCCCCAGCAAAAAGCCAGGCUUUAAUUCUUAUGUUUGUCGUCAUAAGAAGCUUCAAGUGAAUCAGAGCUGUAACCGAAGAUCUGAAGUUUAUCCGUCUCUGCCUUUCACGCAGAAGCGUGUCUGGUGUUAAACUUCAUCACAGAAUAAUACCCUUACACGCGGCUUCGUCGCAAAAUACUGGACCUACAGCAUGGUUUUAAUUCUUAUGAUUUCUGUCAUCAUCAAAAAAUGGGUCGGAGAAACUGAGUGUUAAACUUCACACCCCUGUUUCGGCAUUGCGGAAUAUGGCUUUAAUUCUUAUUGUCUGUCGUCAUUAAAAUCUUUACCUCUAUCAACACUAGCCUAUUUGCAAAAAUCAUGGAAUACUAGACCUACAGCAGUACGGGUUUAAUUCAUAUGAUUUCUCAUUGUCAAAACCUUUACUUCUGACAACACUAACCUCUUUCACGCAGUCUUGCAAAAUAGGGUAGGAGAAGUUGAGUGUUAAACUUAACAUCCCUGGCCUAACAUCAUGUAAUACUGGACCUAGAAUACAGCUUUAAUUCUUAUGAUGUCUCAUCAUUAAAACCUCCCUUUUCAACAACAGUCGCCUCUUUUAGAAAGAGUCUUGCAAAAAUAGGUUAGGAGAAGUUGGGUGUUAAACUUCACUUUCUUGUCCUGGCAUUGUUGAACACUGGACCUACAGUACGGCUUUAAUUCUUAUGGUGUUAUUCAACAUAACAAGCUUCACCUCCGACAAGACUCUUUCACGCAGAUUUGGUUGCAUCUGCCUUUGCCUUGCCAACAGGUGUCUGGUAUUAAACUUCACAUACUGGACCUACAGUAUUGCUUUAAUUCUUAUGACGUUACUCAAACAGUGAAAACCUUGACUCCCAGCAACACCAAACCUGCAUUGAAAAAUUGGCAUCAGAGCCGUAACAGAAGACCUACCUUUUCCACUGAGCCUAGCGGAAAUUUGAUGCAGCGACACGGCAUCCCGUAAUCGGAUAAUUCGACAACAAAUAAAAAUACUGAGCAAAAAAAAAAAACCUGCCGGGUUUCAGACUUCACACCCUGGUGUUGUCCCGCCUCUGUUACGGCUCUGAUGCUACCACCCAAGGCGGAAGAAUUGCUGGGUCAUGGCAAAAAAAAAAAGGCGGAAAAAUGCCGGUGUAAAAGGGGCUUCUGUGGACUAUCAGGUAAUCUUUGCCAUUCUUUUUUUUUUUUUUUUUUUUAAACUCUUAACACGUGUGCGUUUUUUUUUUUUUUUUUUUUUUUUCCGUCUAACUACCUGCAGUACUUUUCCGUGUUAAUUAUGCGUUAUGAGGACCUAAGUGGACGUCUUUUUGUUUAUAUUUGGUACCGAGUUAUAUACGCCGUUUAUAUAUAUAUAUAUAUUUGGAAUCAUUUGAUUGUGACAGGACGUCCAAAGCGUAUUUUUCUUUGGGGGGGGGGGGGGGUGCGUAACUCCAUUUUUGUUGUUUUUUGUCAUUUGAUUUCCAUUUAAUUUGGUCUGCCAGGUUGUUUUUUUGUUUUUUUUUUAAAAAAGAAAAAAAACACUUCUUUGUUUCCACAAGACAAAAACGAGUGAAGCUCUAUGGCGCCAUCAUAGACAUGCACUUACUUUUUGUGAUCGAUUUUUUCUUAUUUUCAAUGUUUGCCCCAAAAAGCGGGUCUGAAUGGAACUUUUUCUUCGUUUUUUGUUAUUUAAUAUAUAUGUUGACUCCAAAAAAAUGCAAUCAAGACUGUUAAUUUCUAUUUUUUUUCAACCAAAAUUAUUAUUACUAUUAUUGUUAUUGUUGUUAAUUAUUAUUAUUAUUAUUAAGGGUGGGAGGAGCCGGGCAACAUGUUAAUGCGACCAUUCACUUUACUCCUCCCCCUUUUUGAUUGUUUCCUCCCGUGACUUCAGCACAUCGCUUUUCUUAAUAGUGCGUGUGGGGCGGGUGUGCGUGUGCGUGAAUAUAUAUAUAUAUAUAUAUAUAUAUAUAUAUAUAUAUGUAUAUAUAUACACACACACAAUUAUACAGUAUGUGUGUUCAUAUGCAGUUUGUACGGGACACCUCAUCUUCCUCCUCGUGUCACUUUCAAAAAUCACUGUGGGUAGGGCCUACGAUAUAACAAAUAUAUAUAUAUACAUAUAUACGUGGAGAAUCUAUGAGAUAUGAAUAUAUAUAUAUAUAUAUUUAAAAAAAUCUAUUAUUUAACUUCCUUCCGCUUUGCUGUGUGCUGCUUGUCCGUCACUUCCUGUCUCUUUUUUUAAUAUAUAUAUAUAUAUAUAUGAUUCGCGCCAUCCUACUGAUUUUUAUUGUAAAUUUUUAAUGCUGUAUUUCUUUUAUGGACAUCAAUAAGCAAAACAAAAAAAACACCACACUACAGAUUUUUGUUUCCCCACACACACACACACACCAUACGCAUCUAUUCCCAGCUGUAUUUUUUUACGCUUUUAAGAUUUUCAAACACACACAAAAAGUUGUAUUUUUCAACUUAUUUGCUCUGACAGCGAUGCAAAACUCGGUGCCCUCCGAACACAAAAAAAAGCAAAAUUCAGGUUACUCUUUUUACGUUUUUACCAGAACUUUUCAAAGAUGGAACUUAACAUUCUCCUGGUUUGUUUCUCUUCUCUCUGUUUUAAAAAAAAAUGUACUACUGUUCCUCUGUGUACUACAUUUUAAGAAUAAAACUUUGAUAUUGCUCUCA